Molecule: messenger RNA, 1306 nt
Organism: Drosophila willistoni
Lineage: Eukaryota; Metazoa; Arthropoda; Insecta; Diptera; Drosophilidae
Gene: Rpn9
Product: 26S proteasome non-ATPase regulatory subunit 13
Exons: 4
Coding region: 101-1249 (382 amino acids)
Biological process (GO): ubiquitin-dependent protein catabolic process
Cellular component (GO): cytosol; proteasome regulatory particle, lid subcomplex; nucleus
Molecular function (GO): structural molecule activity
Source: RefSeq, a predicted model, not a curated record
UGCCAUCACUAGUCGGCUAUUGUGAUUUGCAGUUUUUGUAGCUGAGACAUUUUAUUAUUAUCAAAAAAAUUCGAAAAUAAGAAUAUAGCAUUUAUAAAUAAUGUCCAACACACAGACAUCAGUUGCCACCUACCUGGCCGCACAGAAGAAAACCACAAAUAAAGCCGUAGCAGCAGAGUGGACCGUCAUCGAGGAAUUGUACAAUGAAAAAUUGUGGAAUGAGUUGACCAUUAAAUUGGUAGCCUUUGUCCAUCAUGAAACACUACAGGAUGAGACGACCCUGCUUGAACUUUACCAGAAUUUCUUGUCCACCUUCGAAACAAAAAUUAAUCCAUAUGGGCUAAUUCAAAUCCUGGAAGUGGUUGUAGACAACAUUAGCGAUAAGAAAGAGGCCAUUGAUUUCCUGGAGAAAAUGAAAGACAAAGUCAAAAUCUGUGAUGAGGCUGUCUGGUAUCUGCAAGUUAUGCAGGGUAAUCUCUACCUCAGUAAUUUGAAUGAUUUAACCCAAACAAAGCUGAUCAUUGAGGAACUGCGCGAUGUCCUCGAAGAAGCUGGCAAUGUGACGCCAGUCCAUGGCAAAUACUACAUGUUGGCUUCGCAAUACUACCGCCGAGUGGGCAAACACAGUGACUACUAUCGUUGUGGCCUGCAGUUCUUGGGUUGCUCUUUGGACGACUACCCGAAAGAUGAAUGGGCACAGCAGGCAUUUUUCUUGGGCUUGGCCGCCCUGCUCGGUGAAGGAGUCUAUAAUAUUGGUGAAUUGCUGGCACAUCCCAUAUUGAAAUCACUCAAUGGCACUGAAAAUGAAUGGCUUAUAGAGCUGCUGAAAGCCUUCAAUACGGGCAAUAUUAACAAAUUCAACGAAAUGAAGAGCAUUUGGUCUAAAAUACCCGAUCUUGCUGCCCAAGAAGUAAAAUUGCGUCAGAAAAUCUCUCUACUCUGCCUAAUGGAGAUGACAUUCAAACGUUCCGCUGUGGAGCGUGCCAUUCCCUUUGUGGACAUUGCCAAUGAGACCAAACUGCCCGCCAAGGAAGUCGAAUUGCUCAUAAUGAAGGCCUUGGCUCUGGACUUAGUACGCGGCGAAAUCGAUCAAGUAGCCGGUGUAGUCAACAUGUCCUGGGUCCAGCCACGUGUUUUGAAUCGCAACCAAAUUGCUGGUAUGGCUAGCACAUUGGACACCUGGAUGGGUGCCAUCACCAAUAUGGAAAAGUUAAUGGAGAAUCGUGCUGCUGAAAUUCUCACCAAUUAGUUUUAACUCCAGCUUCGGUUUCUUUUGUAUUACAAAUGAAGAUAAAAAUAACUUACA